AUGGCUUUCAACUUCUCCCAACGGUCUUUCUCUCUCUACUCUCUCUCUCUCUCCACUCUUUCUCUCUCUAACUCUUGUUAUUUCCGCUUUUAGAAAUCCCACAAAAUCCCAGAUAUUUAUCAUCUGGGUUUUCGGUCCUUGAAUAAUCAAACAAAUAAUUAAAAUCAGAAUCCCAUUUGAACCAAUCAUGGGUAUGCAACUCCAUGCCCGGUUCGGUCAGCUUUCUCUGCCGCUGCUGCAGAGUCGUCCGCCAUUGUUGUACGGAUUAUCCUCCUGUAAUUUAAUCACUGGAAAAUGUCGAUUAAAAACCAACGGAGGUGAAAUUGGUUUCGUCUCGUCGUCGAAAGUAAAAGGGUUGAGAAAAAAGGAGUUGUUUGUAAGCUCAUCGAGCAAUGUGGGUGGGCAGCUAUGGCAGAAUUGGUGGCCGGAGAAGAACUCCAAAUCUCCUUCCCUUAGCGAUAUUAUUUGGCCCUCUGCUGGGGCUUUUGCUGCAAUGGCAAUAUUGGGGAGGAUUGAUCAAAUUUUGGCACCAAAAGGAAUUUCGAUGACAAUUGCACCAAUGGGAGCCGUUUGCGCCGUUCUUUUCGCCACACCGGCUUCUCCCGGUGCUCGGAAGUACAAUAUGUUUUUAGCACAGAUUGGCUGUGCAGCAAUAGGUGUUUUGGCGUUCUCGAUAUUCGGGCCCGGUUGGCUAGCUAGAAGCACCGCCCUUUCUGCCGCCAUAGCAUUCAUGAUUUUCACCCGAUCUGUACAUCCUCCAGCUGCAAGCUUGCCGUUGCUAUUUAUCGAUGGUAUGAAGCUGCACCAUUUGAAUUAUUGGUAUGCUUUGUUCCCUGGUGCCACUGGCUGCAUUAUUCUCUGUUUGAUCCAAGAGAUUGUAUGUUACUUGAAGGACAAUUUGAAAUUUUGAAGGCAUUUUCGACUCUCAGGUACAGAGGAAAAGGGAGAAGAGAUAAUGAUCCAUUGUUUAAAGGAAAUGACCAUUCUACCCCCACCAAGCUUAUUUACGAUGGCCGAUAAUUGCAUCACUAUCAAUUAUGUGAUUGCAUGAUGG
Messenger RNA from Erythranthe guttata (spotted monkey flower), 1054 nucleotides. RefSeq lists its product as uncharacterized. Lineage: Eukaryota; Viridiplantae; Streptophyta; Magnoliopsida; Lamiales; Phrymaceae. The record is from RefSeq and is a predicted model, not a curated record.